Molecule: messenger RNA, 642 nt
Organism: Bipolaris victoriae FI3
Lineage: Eukaryota; Fungi; Ascomycota; Dothideomycetes; Pleosporales; Pleosporaceae
Exons: 1
Coding region: 1-642 (213 amino acids)
Source: RefSeq, a predicted model, not a curated record
AUGGAUAACACCAAGUUACUGACAGCGAUCAGGGAAGGCACUCUGAGUGAUGACAAGGCCAAAGGACAGCUACUCAAACGAAGACAUGCCAUUGCAAUCGACGAAGGCCUCCCUGCUGACCUCCGAGCCCGAGCCCUUGAGAUAUGUGACAAUGCCUUCAAGUCCGGCAUCUUCGAAGCAACCAGCAAGACGCCGCCAUUUGUCACAUUCCUGCGCGAUGCACUGGAAGAAAUUGCACUCGUGUACAUGGACAAGGACGCUCGGCUCAUGCCAUCAUCCAAGACAAGAACAAGCACUCCAGCCGAUGCGACGGAGCACACGCUUGAGCCAGAGUCCGAUCUCGAGCGUCGGUCUGCUGCCUCUGGCAGGGGCAGGCGCUCGAGAUCAGUGACUUUGGAACGAUCAAUGGUCGCGGGUGCAGUCGAAGCGAGGCGGCUUCGGAAGCGUCGCGCGCAUUUUGACAAUGAUACAUCUGAGAGAGAUCCGAAGCAUCGUCUUUACGGACCCCCCGAAAAUAUUCCCAAGAUGAAGGAGCAAGCAGACGCUCCACCCUCCAUGAUUGUGAAAUUGCGUGUUUCAAGUACAAGUGACAGCAACAAGUUGUUGGGCGUAUCUGUUCCCAUCCCCAGAAGAUCUUCUUGA